Messenger RNA from Mycena indigotica, 1623 nucleotides. RefSeq names its product Malate synthase. The record is from RefSeq and is a predicted model, not a curated record. Gene Ontology annotation, biological process: glyoxylate cycle. The transcript has 3 exons. NCBI's taxonomy places the organism in Eukaryota, Fungi, Basidiomycota, Agaricomycetes, Agaricales, Mycenaceae. Gene Ontology annotation, cellular component: peroxisomal matrix; cytoplasm. Gene Ontology annotation, molecular function: malate synthase activity. The coding region runs from base 1 to 1623 and encodes 540 amino acids.
AUGGUCAAGGGCGUCCAAAUCCACUCUCGCGUAGCGCCCAAAGCGCAGGAGGUCAUCCUUACCGAUGCUGCUCUCACUUUUCUCGCUACUCUUCAUCGCACAUUCGAACCAACUCGUAAAGCUCUCCUUGCUGCUCGAGCCGAUCAACAACGCAAAUGGGAUUCUGGUGCACCCCUCGACUUUCCUCCAGAGACUGCUUCUAUCCGUUCUGAAGCUGCAUGGCAUUGCGCUCCCCCAGGCCCUGGGCUUGAAGACCGUCGCGUUGAGAUUACCGGUCCAACUGACCGCAAAAUGGUCAUCAACGCGUUGAACAGCGGGGCGAAGACAUUCAUGGCUGACUUUGAAGAUUCGAGCGCACCGACGUUUGCAAACAUGAUCAAUGGUCAACUCAACCUCCGUGACGCCGUCCGUCGCCAAAUCGAUUUCGAGUCCAACGGGAAGCAGUACAAACUUGGCGAGAAGCCUGCUGUGCUGAUUGUACGUCCUCGUGGCUGGCAUCUCGACGAACCUCGUGUAACAGUGGAUAACACUCCCGUGUCUGGUUCUAUCUUCGACUUUGCGCUUUACUUCUUCCACAAUGCCCAUGAGCUCAUCAAACGCGGUUCUGGUCCCUACUUCUACCUUCCCAAAAUGGAACACUACAAGGAAGCGCGUCUAUGGAAUGAUAUAUUCCUCCUUUCCCAGUCCUACCUUGGCAUCCCACACAACACCAUCCGCGCCACUGUUCUCAUCGAGACUCUCCCAGCCGCAUUUCAAAUGGAGGAGAUUCUUUUUGAACUGCGCAACCACUCUUCUGGUCUCAACUGUGGCCGUUGGGACUAUAUCUUUAGCUUCAUCAAGAAACGUCGUGCUGACCGUGGUGCUGUUUUGCCUGACCGCAAAGACGUUACGAUGACCGUUGGGUUUAUGGAUGCUUAUGUUCGGCUGUUGAUCCAAACGUGCCAUCGUCGCAAAGUUGCUGCGAUGGGCGGUAUGUCCGCUCAGAUCCCCAUCAAGGACGACCCUCAGGCAAAUGAGGUUGCUAUGAACAAGGUCCGCGCCGACAAACUGAGGGAGGUUACCGCUGGCCACGACGGGACUUGGAUUGCUCACCCACUUAUUGAGCAAAUCGCUCGUCCUAUCUUCGACCAGCACAUGCCCGGGCCCAACCAGUACCACAACCGCCGCGAAGAAGUCCGUGUUGCUGCAAACGACCUCCUCAACACCACUGUGCCUGGUCAAAUCACCGAGGCCGGCGUUCGCGAGAAUGUGGCCACUUCGCUGGCUUAUACGGCUGCCUGGAUUGGUGGCAACGGCUGCAUUCCACUGAACUAUCUCAUGGAGGAUGCUGCUACUGCGGAAAUCACGCGUGUUCAGUUGUGGCAAUGGGUCAAAUACGGCGCACGGAUGGAAACUGGGGAGGCCGUGACGGCGGAACUCGUCGAUCAGCUCGUGAAAGAGCUUGCGCCGACUGUGAAGAAGCUUGCUCCCGGCGUGAAAGAGGCAGAUGUUGGCGUUGCGGUCGAGUAUCUCAAGGGGCAAGUGCGAAAAGAGUGGGCGAGCGAGUUUUUAACGAGCGACUUGAUGCCGUAUCUGGCGAUGGCGGAUGGCGUUCCCUCCAAAUGGCAAAAGGCAUCUUUGUAG